GACCAACAAGCAAGCGCUAUGCAUCUGCAAGCGUGCUUCGCGGCUCUGUACGGACAACGAAAUAUGAAACUGCAACCCGGGUUUUCUUCGGCACUUUGCGUAUUGUAUGCGUCAAGCAGCCUUCGGCUUCAUAAACUGCUUGGGGGGUUUACACCUAGUCUCCUAAAGUGCCAACCUUGCAACGAGUUGGCCCGAGUUCCUACGAACUUGACGGUGUGUUGAGCACCAGUCUACAGGACCGAGAGCAUCUUCUGCGACACGCCAGCUGCGGUCACCGAUUUUCCUCUGUUGGCCAGGCAGCGUGGCCGAGUUUUCUUUUUAUUUAAAUGUAAAGUUUGCUCUCCUUGCCAAUAAGUCAGUUUGUGUACCGAAAAUAAGCAUAACUAAUCAGGGGUGCUCCUUUUUACAACGCGCUUCUAAAGUACGAGCGCGAAAGACGACAAAAGUGGGGAAAAUGACCUUGGACGCGUGCAUUUCCUGUUUUUGCCGACCACAAAAGGCACAUCCAUCAUCCGUCCCUACGGGUUUUUCUCGAUACACAAGUAUAUAGCCAUCGAAGACAAUGAAGGGACCCCAUCGCCGUUCCGUACACAACGUGAAAUUCGUUUACAUAAUCGCAAUGGACGUUUGCCGGACACGUAGAAGUUUCAUCCUGUUACCUUGGCACGACUCACGCGCUCGGAUCUUUUGCUUUUCCAUGCUUCGCAAACCGGUUCCACGAACGCGAGCAACGAUCGAGUCGCUGCGUCGAUAAAGGAACGGACAGGAGAUCGAAGUGGACUUGUUCUCCAACCUCUCCAGUGACGAGAGCUUCACAGCGCCGAAGUGAAAAAUGACAACCUUCAGACAUGUCAUUCUGUUUUGCGUCGUUGGUUUCGCAAGUUUCCAGGCUGUCUUGUCUGCAACGCCUCUGAAAGAAUUUUUUGAGAAAAAUCACAAGAGCCCCAUACUGACGUAUCAGUGCUACCGCAAUGGAACAAGUCUCGAGCCGGAGGAGGCAAGGGACGUCAGAGUGCAAUGGGACGGAGUAGGACAGCCAGAUGUCAAAGCGGACUGCGUGCUUUCCUACUCCCUCGGAGAGAGCCAAGACAGAAACACCGCAACUGUUCAUGCAGAAUACCUUCCAGAAAAAGACAGAGUAGUCCUGACGCUCAAAGACACGACUGUAGAACUUGCCCUCCUUACAUUCCCUCACGACGGAAAAGCACUCUACUUCAAGCAGAAGCCCACAGGCACUACGAGUGUCAGCUACAAGAUCUACGACACGGAGAAGUCCUGCGACAACGCCCGAGCCCUGUACCACCGGGUCUGUCCGAAGGGCUGCAACAUGAUCUACACCAAAAAGUGAAGCGCCAUCCAACGCGAAAGCCAACGUUUGGCAGCUCGCAUCGCACGAAAUGUAUCCCGUAAAUAAAGGUUCUCUGCAAAUAUAA
This is a messenger RNA of Ixodes scapularis (black-legged tick), 1433 nucleotides long. RefSeq lists its product as uncharacterized. Lineage: Eukaryota; Metazoa; Arthropoda; Arachnida; Ixodida; Ixodidae. The transcript has 6 exons. The record is from RefSeq and is a predicted model, not a curated record. Bases 833 to 1348 code for a protein of 171 amino acids.